AAUCUUCGUUCUCCACCGUACGUCGUAGAUAGGAUCGGCGGUGGCUUUUCAAGAUGCCGUCGAACGGAGAUCUGGACCGUCAGAUCGAGCAGCUGAUGGAGUGUAAACCGUUAUCAGAGGCGGAUGUGAGGACGCUUUGCGAUCAAGCGAGAGCGAUCCUUGUCGAGGAAUAUAAUGUUCAGCCGGUGAAGUGUCCUGUUACCGUUUGCGGUGAUAUUCACGGCCAGUUUUAUGACCUUAUUGAGCUCUUUCGAAUCGGUGGCAACGCUCCUGAUACUAACUACCUCUUCAUGGGAGACUAUGUAGACCGUGGCUACUAUUCAGUAGAGACAGUUUCUCUAUUGGUGGCACUGAAAGUGCGAUACAGGGAUAGAAUUACAAUCUUACGUGGGAAUCACGAGAGUCGUCAGAUUACUCAAGUCUAUGGUUUUUAUGACGAAUGCUUGAGGAAGUACGGAAAUGCAAAUGUCUGGAAGUAUUUUACAGAUCUUUUCGAUUAUCUUCCUCUUACCGCCCUCAUCGAGAGUCAGGUUUUCUGUUUGCAUGGAGGGCUUUCACCUUCUCUGGAUACUCUUGAUAAUAUCCGAAGCUUGGAUCGGAUACAGGAGGUUCCACACGAAGGACCUAUGUGUGAUUUAUUAUGGUCUGAUCCCGAUGAUCGAUGUGGAUGGGGAAUAUCUCCACGAGGUGCUGGUUAUACAUUUGGACAGGAUAUCGCAGCUCAAUUUAAUCACAACAAUGGACUCAGUCUCAUAUCAAGAGCGCAUCAACUAGUCAUGGAAGGUUUUAACUGGUGUCAGGAUAAGAAUGUGGUGACUGUGUUUAGUGCACCAAACUAUUGCUACCGAUGUGGAAACAUGGCAGCGAUUCUAGAGAUAGGAGAGAACAUGGAGCAAAACUUCCUCCAGUUCGAUCCAGCUCCUCGACAAGUUGAACCUGAUACUACCCCCAAAGAAAAGGAAAUUACCUUGCACCGGACUGCUGAAAGAGCUCACAAAGAAGCUGUGGAGGCUACAACACUAGAAUAUGUAGCCUCACUUGGGUACUAUAUCGCAGCAGAGACAGAAUUCAAUACUAUCAUAGAGAAUGGUAGUUUGCUUCCAGAAUCUGUGAGAGUUGAAGUCUACCGACGGCUUGGCCAUGCGUAUCUUUGGCUUGCUAUUCACUUGUCUGAAGAAAACACAACCGCUCUUGCACCUCAUGUAUUAAUGAGGGGCAUUAGUGAUGAUUCUUCUCCUUGUCUAUCAGCCAUUAAUGCUUUAAGAGGGGCAUUAGCUUCGUACGAAUCUGUUGGGGAAGUCGGUAAAAACGAAGUCGCAUACGCUUACUAUAGAAGAGAUUUUCUGGCGGUUGAAAUUCAAAUUCGGAGGAAGAAACAAAAAAUGGAGCUGCUCAAGUUGUCAAAAUUCAAAUUGCAGCUUCAGUCAAUGAUCGGAGAAGUGCGAGAUCUUCGUGAAAGGGAGCGAUCAGUCACAGAUCACAUUAAUCUUGCGAAUCAGAAACAGAAGCAAACGGAGGAGGAAUACAUCAGAAAAGUGCAGGAGCUACAAGCUGAGUUAGCUUCUUCUAGAGAAACACAGGAGGCACUUGAGAGAAAGGUGAGUUAUCUUCAGAACGACUAUAGUUUGCUGGAAAACAAGCAGAGUGAAUUGAAGACAACUAUCCAAAAUCUGCUUCAAUCACGAGAAAGCUUCUUAAAUGCUUACCAGGAGUCGUUUUGUGAAAUGAAAUGUUCAAUUGAAGCCAGGGAUAGGAAGAUUUCCAUCCUACAUGAGAAGAUAACCUCUCAUUUAGCAUUGUUUGAUUCGAUUGAGAAAGAGGCAUCGGUCAAAGAUUUAGCUGUAGAGAACUUAAUUUCUGAAAAAGAGGCAUUGUAUUCUGAAGUGAAGGGUUUAGAGAUGAUUUUACAGCGGAUUCAGGAGUCUGUAUCCCUUAUGACUGAAGAGGAUAGAAAGGUGUUUACAUCAAUACUGACAUUCGAACAAGGUUCCGAUGAGAGAAACAAAAGAUCCAGGCACAAUGACACAGUUGACAAAAUGGAGGAACUUCUAUGUGAAGCUCCUGUUAUGCAUUCUCAAGAAAACUCAGUAAAAGUUAUUCCAUCAGCGUCUCCAAGGUGUCAGCACCAAAACACAGACUGCAGAUCGAUACAAGAUGAUGAUAAUCAACUGGAUUCGGCUGAGUACCUGCUGCAUAACACUGUCAGUGGCCAUUGGCAGAGUACUAAUAACCACAACCACUUUGAGAUUGAGGCAAGUGAACUUAGUUUUCUCCGUGUUUCUUGCGUAAAAUUGCUGAUAUAAGUGCAGUAGUGUACAAAAGUAAUUGAAUAAUUAUCUCCAUGUUCUAUGAAUCAUUAGCUACUGUACAGUAGCACGAGUCAUCAGCCACUGUACUAUGCAUUUUCCGCAAACAAUCUUAGCUUUUUGAAGUACCUUUUGACUCAGAUUCCUCUUAUAAAAACUCUCAUAUCAU
Messenger RNA from Arabidopsis arenosa, 2475 nucleotides. The record is from the annotation of a GenBank genome assembly. NCBI's taxonomy places the organism in Eukaryota, Viridiplantae, Streptophyta, Magnoliopsida, Brassicales, Brassicaceae.